AUUUCCUUCAAAAUGGUCAGCGCGAAAGAUGAAGAUAUUCACAAAAGUGUGUUAAAAUUAAUAGACGACAUUCAUUAUGGUGACAUUAAAGGCACGUACAAUAUUGUGGUGGCAACUAUAUUGGUUUUAAAAGAAAUUAUAAAUAACACAGAAUGGACUACUGCCAAAAAUCUCAUGAGUGUGAUAUCGCGUAAUGGAAAAUAUUUAAUGAAAGAAAUUCCUCUUGAAUUCUGUGUUGGAAAUAUGGUGCGGAGGAUAUUGAAAAUAAUUAGAGAGGAAUAUACUUCAGAAUUACAAAAUAAAACUGAAGAAACGGAUCCCCAGGACUCGUUACAUAAAAUUCUUACUGCAGAGGGUGGUCAACAAAUUGAUUUUAAUAUCUCUGUGCCUUCCCUAAAAUCAGCUCUUAUAGAACACAUAAAUGAAUUUGAGGUUGAAUUAGAAACUUGUGGUGAAAAUAUUAGAUGUCAAGCUUCUGAACAUAUUCAUUCUAAUGAAAUUAUUAUGACAAUUGGCAAAUCGAAUUUAGUAGAAGAAUUUUUUAAAAAGGCAGCUGCAACUAGAGCAUUUGAAGUUAUAAUAGCUGAAGGAGGACCAUCUUUAAAUGGCCAUGAAAUGGCAGUCAACCUUGCCAAGGCAAAGAUUAAAACUACUUUAAUAUCAGAUGCAGCAAUUUUUGCAAUGAUGUCACGUGUAAAUAAAGUGAUAAUUGGUACACAUACAGUCAUGGCAAAUGGGGGGUUGAGAGCAGUUUCAGGUUCACACACAGUUGCUCAAGCUGCAAAACAUUACUCUGUUCCAGUAAUGGUGUUGCUACCACUUUAUAAACUUUCUCCACUUUAUCUUUGUUCACAUCAACAGGAUGGAUUUAAUAAAACCGUUUCUCCAUUACAAGGUGUAAUCAAUGGUGCCAAUGCACCUUUAUUGGAGAGAAUCCAUGUGUACAAUCCAGUAUUUGAUUAUGUACCACCAGAGUUGGUUACCUUAUUUAUAUCAAAUACGGGUGGAAAUGCACCAUCAUAUAUUUACAGAUUACUUAGUGAAUUGUACCAUCCAGAUGACUAUGAAUUAUAAAUAUAUUUAUAUUCGUGUAUGUGUAGUCCAACCACACUUACAUGAUUAACAAACUAUACUCUUUUUAAAAAAAAUGUUUUCGUAUAA
Messenger RNA from Dufourea novaeangliae, 1161 nucleotides. It is a transcript of the gene eIF2Bbeta, whose product is annotated as translation initiation factor eIF-2B subunit beta. The record is from RefSeq and is a predicted model, not a curated record. Bases 13 to 1074 code for a protein of 353 amino acids. Gene Ontology annotation, molecular function: translation initiation factor activity; guanyl-nucleotide exchange factor activity. Gene Ontology annotation, cellular component: eukaryotic translation initiation factor 2B complex. The transcript has 6 exons. NCBI's taxonomy places the organism in Eukaryota, Metazoa, Arthropoda, Insecta, Hymenoptera, Halictidae. Gene Ontology annotation, biological process: translational initiation.